AUGCAACUUACGGGGAAGUUUGAGGGGUCAUUUUCGAUCACCAAGGUCUUUGUUUAUGAAACUAUUAGCAAAUCGGUUCCUGUCCACCGGAGGGCGUGUCCGACGCCAUCGGUCGCUCGCCGGAGUGAGGGAAACAAAGAUGCACAGCGCUCUAACCCUGUUAUGGACAACCGGUUGGUCGUAUCUCUGAACCCUAUCUCAACUCUCUUUCUCGCUGCCGUGUCACGUGGAGAAAAUUGUGUCAAGGGCCAUGGAGAAUCCGCCAACGGUCUCUCGCGGCUGCGUGACCCUCAAGGGUUUUUACCCCAGCAUGCCCACGCUGGUCCGCGCAGAAUGCUGACAUUGGGAUGCGCCCAGCAAACGCCCAGAGAAAGAGCCCCAGACUUUUCACUGGGCAAGGACAGUACCCUUGUGGUCUUGUUUGUGGAGAAAUUUUUCCGACUCCAACAUCGUUCAAGUUUCUCACAGGCCUUUGCUAUUCAAUAG
Molecule: messenger RNA, 486 nt
Organism: Nannizzia gypsea CBS 118893
Lineage: Eukaryota; Fungi; Ascomycota; Eurotiomycetes; Onygenales; Arthrodermataceae
Exons: 3
Coding region: 1-486 (161 amino acids)
Source: RefSeq, a predicted model, not a curated record